AUGGUAAUUGGUGACUUCAACGCUGUGUUAGGAGCCCACGAGAAAUCGGGAGGCCCAUCUCCUUCUCGCCUCUCUUGUGCAGAUUUUCAAAGUAUGUCAGAUACUUGUGAUUUUGUUCAUUUGGAUACUUCAGGUUUGUUCUUUACUUGGUCAAAUGGUUGGAGCACCCGUGGCCAUGUUGAGCUUCGUCUGGACAGAUGUCUCUGUGAUACCACUUGGUUUGAAGCUUGGCCUUUUACUAGCUGUGUUGCUCUUCCCCGUGUUGUUUCUGAUCAUUCUCCACUGAUUUUCUCUGCUUCAAAACUCUCCCCAAGUGGUCCUAAGCCUUUCAGGUUUCAGUCUAUGUGGUUGCAGCAUCCAAAUUUUCAUGCAGUAGUGUCUAAUUGCUGGAGUUCCUUUCAACUUUGUGGCUGCCCAAUGUUUGUUGCUUUGCAGAAACUAAAGGCUCUGAAACAGUGUCUGCGUGAUUGGAACAAAGCGGUCUUUGGUAAUGUCCAUCAAAACGUUGCUGCUGCUCGCGAAAAUCUAGUCACCAUACAACAUGAUAUCGCGACCCGUGGCAUGACUGAUCAAAAGUUUGAGGAUGAGAUUGCUGCAAAGUCUUCAGUCUUAAAUGCUCUCAGGUUGCAAGAAACCUUUUGGAAAGAUAGAGCUCGAGUUAAGUGGCUUACUGAUGGGGAUCGAAGUACAUCUUUUUUCCAUACUUAUGCCAAGGUUCGUGCAGCAAAGGGUCAAAUGUCUUCUAUCCGUGUGGGGGAGCGGUUACUUACUGACCCUUCAGACAUUGCAGCACAUACUGUGGCUUUUUAUCAGAAUCUCUAUGAUAUUUCCUCCCCUUCUACAAACGUGGAUGAGGUUUGUUCUGUUAUCCCAUCUUUGGUGACAGACGAUGAAAAUGUGGUGCUAUCUGCAAUUCCUACAUCUGAGGAAAUUAGAAACGCAGUUUUUUCUAUGGAUGGUUCUAGUGCUCCAGGGCCUGAUGGUUUUUCAGGGUCUUUUUAUCAUGCUUGUUGGGAUAUUGUUGGUACUGAUGUGGUGGCAUGUGUUCGUCAAUUUUUUCUUCAAAACUGGAUCCUCCCCAACAUGAAUUGCAAUUUUUUAGUUCUCAUUCCAAAAGUCCCAAAUGCUCAACUUAUUACUCAGUUUCGCCCAAUUGCCUUAGCCAAUUUUCUCUUCAAGAUCAUUCCGAAGAUUUUGGCUUCUCGCUUGGGGUCUAUUGCUGCACGCAUAAUUUCUCCUCAGCAAUCUGCCUUCUUACCUGGUAGACGUAUCAAUCACUGUAUUGGUAUGGUUUCGGAAUGUUUUAACUUAUUGGACCGAAAGGCUUAUGGUGGAAAUGUGGGAAUCAAAGUGGAUAUAGCAAAGGCAUUUGACACUCUGAAUUGGGAUUUUCUGCUCCGAGUUUUAAGCAAUUUUGGGUUCUCUCCUACUUUCACUAGUUGGGUCAGCUCUAUUCUUUACUCAGCUAGAUUAUCUCUUUUAAUCAAUGGCUCUCCUCAAGGUUUUUUUAAGUGUGCUCGUGGUGUUAGACAAGGAGAUCCUCUUUCUCCACUCUUAUUCUGCCUUGCAGAGGAGGCUCUCAGCCGGGGUCUUCACCUACUUCUCCAAACCCGUCAAUUGAAGCCAAUUUCUUUUCCCAGAAAUUGCACUGCACCGUCUCAUGUGUUAUAUGCAGAUGACCUCAUGGUGUUUUGCCGUGGGGACAAAAACUCUCUUAAACGUCUGCGUCGGUUUUUUGACCGUUAUAGUGCAGCUUCAGGGCAAUUCAUUAAUGCGGAGAAAAGUACUUUCUAUCUUGGAGUUAGGUCUCGUCAUAGGAAAGGUACAGUUCAACGUAUUUUGGGUUUUCAUGCAGGUCGUCUACCUUUUAUUUAUCUAGGAGUUCCUAUAUUUUGUGGAAAACCCCGCAGCUGUCAUCUCCAAGUUAUUGCCGAUAGAGCUAAGUCAAGGUUAAUGGGUUGGCAGGGGAGGCUUCUCUCUAUGGCUGGGCGUACUCAACUUGUGCAAUCUGUUUUUCAGAGUAUGCUUCUUCAUAGUUUUUCAGUGUAUCAAUGGCCUGCUUACCUUGUGAAGAAGUUAUCUACUUGGGCGCGUAAUUUUAUAUGGUCCGGAAAUAUUGAGACUCGGAAAAUUGUCACUGUUGCUUGGACUCAAGUUUGUGCUCCGAAAAAAGAGGGCGGGGUUGGUAUUCGUGACCUGGCAACUCUUAAUUCUGCGGCUGUUCUAAGGUUUGCAUGGAACUCUUUCACUUCUUUGAAUCAAUGGGGUGAUUAUAUGCGAACUCGUUACCCUAUUGUAUCUAGUUCCAAAGUGAGUUAUCGCAAAUCAUCAAUCUGGCCAGGCUUCCGUUCUAUUGCUCUUCAUAUCACCCACAAUUGUCGUUGGAUUAUUGGAGAUGGUCGUUCAGUGUCCUUUUGGAAAGAUAAAUGGCUUCAGGAUCCAAUUUUGAAAAUUUUGGGUUUUUUCGACUGGUCAGGAUUCAGUGAUUUACGAGUGGCAGAUUUCAUCUCAGAUCAGUCUUGGCAGUUCCCCUCUUUUUUCCUAGAUACCUUUCCAGACUUGUACAGAAAAAUUUCUGAUAUUUGUCUCCCUUUAGACACAGAACCUGAUAUGCUAAUUUGGGAGUCUACAGCCUCUGGAGAGUUAUCUUUCACUAACUCUUAUAACUUGCUUAGACGUCACUUUAUUUUGAGAGACUGGGCUUCUACUAUUUGGCAUUCCUUCAUUCCUCCGCGCUAUUCUUUCUUGGCUUGGAGGAUUCUCCUUGAUCGCUUGCCCACUGAUGAUCGGUUGAAAAGAGGUGGGAUUCCGGUUGUGUCCAUCUGCCAAUUAUGCAACAGUUCGGCAGAGUCAGCGUUGCACCUAUUUUUACAUUGUCCUUUUUCCCAACAUCUUUGGGGAUGGCUGGCAACUCAGUUUGGAACCUCACUUCCUGCUUAUAGCUCUCUGUUGGAUUUUUGGGUUGGCUUUUGUCACAAGGUUUUCUCCCCUCAGCUUUAUAAUUUGUGGUUGGCAGCUGGCUUGCUUACUUUCAUGGAAAUUUGGAAGGCGCGAAAUAGACUCAGGUUUGAUGAUCGAUCUCCUAUCUUUUCUACACUGUGUUGUUCAAUUAUGGCAUGGCUUCGGCAAUUUGGUUCCCUUGUUCCUGGUCACUUUAAGGGCGUCCUUGAUUCCCGCCUAUUAUCCUCCCUUGGGGUGUGCCCCAAGCCCCGUAAUGCGCCCAAGAUUCAACGUGUCAUAUGGCAUCCCCCCCUCUUUCCUUGGGUCAAAGUUAACACUGAUGGUCUGGCGAAAGGUAAUCCUGGUCCUGCAGCUUGUGGGGGAGUCUUUCGUGAUGCCUCUGGGGUUUAUUUAGGGAGUUUUUGUCAACCUCUUGGUCGCAAUUCAUCCUUCUAUGCUGAACUUUGUGCGGUUAUUGUGUCUAUUGAAGUUGCUUUCACCAGAGGUUGGACUACUCUGUGGUUGGAAAGCGAUUCUACUAGUGUUUUAGCAUCUCUUUCCUCCAUUUCUUUCUCUCCUCCAUGGGACUUGAGAGUUAGAUGGCAAAACUGCCUGAAGAACAUUCAACAAAUGCAAUUUCGGAGCACUCAUAUUUUUAGGGAAGGGAAUGCAGCUGCUGAUAAGAUGGCAAACUUAGGUGUUUCAAAGCACUCAUUUACUUGGUAUCCUAGCCCUCCUGCAGAGCUUCACAGGUACUUGCAGGCUGAUUUUUUGGGACUCCCAAAUUAUCGCUUCACAGGUUGCUGA
Molecule: messenger RNA, 3747 nt
Organism: Rosa rugosa (rugosa rose)
Lineage: Eukaryota; Viridiplantae; Streptophyta; Magnoliopsida; Rosales; Rosaceae
Exons: 1
Coding region: 1-3747 (1248 amino acids)
Molecular function (GO): nucleic acid binding; RNA-DNA hybrid ribonuclease activity
Source: RefSeq, a predicted model, not a curated record